Poecilia reticulata (guppy) is the source of this 1155-nucleotide messenger RNA. Its product is annotated as olfactory receptor 11A1-like. Gene Ontology annotation, biological process: G protein-coupled receptor signaling pathway; detection of chemical stimulus involved in sensory perception of smell. Lineage: Eukaryota; Metazoa; Chordata; Actinopteri; Cyprinodontiformes; Poeciliidae. The record is from RefSeq and is a predicted model, not a curated record. Gene Ontology annotation, cellular component: membrane. Gene Ontology annotation, molecular function: odorant binding; olfactory receptor activity; G protein-coupled receptor activity.
UUUAAGGGAAGCAGAUCGGAGCUCAGUUAGGAGGCGUAAUGCCAUUCCUGACUUCCUGCUGACUGUACAGGUUUCCAUAUUCAACCCUUUGUUGUUUUUAAUUAGUAAAGACACACGGAUAUUUGUGAUUUAGUUCCUCCUUUAUCUUGUCAGCAUGUAGCAUUUUUCUGUGAUCAGUUUUUCAACUCAGUCAUCUUCAUGUUUGCAUUACAAACAAAAUUAAGAAUGAAAAUUAAUUCCACUCAUGUCUUAUAUUUUACUCUGAGUGCAUUUUUAGACACAGACAUGCUGAGCUACUUUUUCUUCCUCAUCGUCCUGUGUCUGUAUGUCCUGAUUAUUGGCUCCAACGUCCUGCUGAUCGCAGUGAUCUGUGUGAACCGGAGCUUACAUGAACCCAUGUUCCUGUUCCUCUGCAGCCUGUUUGUGAACGAACUGUACGGCAGUUUGGGUUUGUUUCCCUUCCUGUUGGUUCAGAUCCUCUCUGACGUUCACAUCAUUCCUGCUCCUCUUUGUCUCCUGCAGAUUUUCUUUCUUUAUACUUAUGGAAGUGUAGAGUUUGCUAACUUGGCCGUCAUGUCUUAUGACAGAUAUGUUGCGAUCUGCCGUCCUCUGCUGUAUAACUCCCUGAUGACUGCAAGGAGAAUAGCAUUUCUAAUAUCCAUCAUAUGGCUGCCUCCUCUUUUCUGUGUUGGUUUCACCGUAUACCUGAGCUCCUCUCUGCAUCUCUGUGGGAACAUCAUCAAUAAGGUUUACUGUGACAAUCACUCCAUCAUCAAGCUGGCCUGUAAUGACCCCACAGCCAACAACAUCUAUGAACUUAUCAUGGCUUUCCUCACAGUCUGUGUUCCUGUUUCUGUGAUCCUCUACACCUACCUGAGGAUCCUUCAGGUGUGUUUCUCUGGGUCCAAACAGACCCGGCAGAAAGCCGUCAGCACCUGCACCCCCCACCUGGCUUCUAUAAUCAACUUCUCCUUCGGUGUUUCCUUUGAAAUAUUGCAGAGCAGAUUCAACAUGAAUACUGUUCCCGGCUUGCUAAGAACAAUAUUUCCAUUGUAUUAUCUCACCUGCCAGCCGCUCUUCAACCCGGUUCUGUACGGCCUGAAUAUGUCCAGAAUACGCAGCAUGUGUAAAAAGCUGCUUCUGAGAAAGAUUUAG